AUGCAAGAGAAAUUUCCUUUAAACUCUCCACAUGUUUUCAAAAUUCUUCCGCUAGAAUUAGUGGUAGAAAUUGUUUCCCAUUUACUUGCGGUGGAUUUGUAUUAUUUAGCUCAGUGUGAUCGAUAUUUAUUGAAAUUGAUAUUUGAUCAAUCACCAGAAAAGAUUCGCUUGUUGGAACGAAAGAAAAUUCAAUCCACGAAACAGUAUGAUACUUCGGAUUUAUAUAGAAAAGACUUGGAAAAUAACUAUUCAAAACAAUUCGCUCUUAUUCAGCAAAACGUUUGGAAAUCGCUUGUUCGUUGUUAUUUUCCAUAUUUUGAUUUAAAUUUAAAUAUUCGGAAUUGGAUGCAAGUGGUGAGAAGAAGAGUGAAAAAUUUAAAGACCUAUAAACCUCACUUGUUGCCAUUGAAUAGGUAUUUCGACGAGAAUGCAAACAAACCAUACUCGAAAAAUGCUAUUGAGGAAGAUGAGUGGCAGGAAGAUGGUCUCGAAUGCAACAAAUCUUGUGGUGUUGUCAGUAAUCAAGAAUUGCCUGAACCUGUAUUUAUUGAAAAUUGUGAACUUGUAUAUGAAUGUCCAAUGUCUCUUGACGAUAUUUCAUUCAACAAGGUUUUUUCACGAUCAUCCAAUUAUUGUAACACCUGUAAGAAAAACGUCCUACUCAUUUCAUCAAAGGAUGAGUUUAAAAGACAAAUUGGAAAGGAAGGAGUGUGUGUUGCUUUCAAAAACAAGGAAGAGCACGUGUUUAUUGGCCUGUUGUGA
This is a messenger RNA of Naegleria lovaniensis, 762 nucleotides long. RefSeq lists its product as uncharacterized. Bases 1 to 762 code for a protein of 253 amino acids. Lineage: Eukaryota; Heterolobosea; Eutetramitea; Acrasida; Naegleriidae. The record is from RefSeq and is a predicted model, not a curated record. The transcript has a single exon.